AUGACAAAAAUACAAUUAGGUCUUAUAUGUUUCAUAGCAUUAAAUAUUUUUAUUUUUGUAAAUGCUCAACAACCACAAUACAGGGGAACACCGCAGCGAAAUGCUCCUCUUACAGCUAUUCUUAAACGUUCAAUUGAAUUAAAAUGUGAAUAUACCGGUGCUGAUGGAGAAGGUCAAUUUGUAGAUUGGUAUAGAGAUAAUGAAACUGUAAGCAGUGAGAAGCCUGGACAUUAUGUUGUUAAAAGUACUAAUAAGGAGUCAAUAUUAACCAUUAAAAUUUUUGUUCAAGCCGAUCAUGAGAUAAAAUUUUGGUCUGUACGAACAAAUAAAAAGGGUUUUGAAAAACCACCAGCAUGUCGUUUUAGACAAAUAAUGCUUAACCCAUCACCACAAAGUAUGGAAACAGAAAAUCCAACUGAAAAAUUAGAUGCUCCACAUGCAUCAGUAAGACGUGAUGCUGGUCAAAAAAUUAGCUUUACAUGCAUUAUCCUACCAGCACGUUUAGAAGAGCAGAAAUCGCAAAAAAUAAAAUGGCAAUAUAGUAAAGAUGAACAUUUUACUGCAGAUUCGGUUUUACCUGAAGAUGUUAUACCUGCUAGUAAUACUGAUAAUAAAAUCGAAAUUGAAAACGUUAACAAAAAUCAUCGUGGAUACUAUCGAUGUACGCUUAAUGAUGUGUCAUUCACAGUUUUAUUACGUGUGAAAGAUCGAUAUGCAGCACUUUGGCCAUUUCUUGGUAUUGUUACUGUUGUACUUGCAUUAGUUUUUAUUAUAUUAAUCUUUGAAAAACGUCAAAAAGCAGCAAGAAAAGCAGCAGCAUUAGAGGACGACGAUCAUGAUCAUACAAAAGAUCCACUUGUACGAACGGUAAAUCGAUCAUCAGAUAAUGAAAAUAAAAAACGCGCAAUUAAAACUUAA
This is a messenger RNA of Adineta steineri, 918 nucleotides long. NCBI's taxonomy places the organism in Eukaryota, Metazoa, Rotifera, Eurotatoria, Adinetida, Adinetidae. The record is from the annotation of a GenBank genome assembly.